Molecule: messenger RNA, 2646 nt
Organism: Cyanidioschyzon merolae strain 10D
Lineage: Eukaryota; Rhodophyta; Bangiophyceae; Cyanidiales; Cyanidiaceae
Product: ubiquitin-protein isopeptide ligase E3
Exons: 1
Coding region: 1-2646 (881 amino acids)
Biological process (GO): protein polyubiquitination; ubiquitin-dependent protein catabolic process
Molecular function (GO): ubiquitin protein ligase activity
Source: RefSeq, a predicted model, not a curated record
AUGAUGCAGAGUGAGUUCUCGUCGAGGAGAGCCACUGCUUCGAAGCUGUUUGACACAGGGGGAAGAAGCGCUAUCUCGCUCCGUGGCGCAUCUAACGUUGCUCCCUCGAGAGAGAGCAUUCUUUUAAAGGCCCGUCUGGAGCGUGAACGUCGGGCUGCCCAGCGCGCUCAAGAGAGGUCAGCUGUGGCCAUCCAAUCACUGGCACGGCAGUACUUCGAGUGCAGACGGCUUUCUAAAAUAAUAGAAGCGGAGUUGGUGGAACGCGUCGCGAAUCUUGCUCAGAGUGAGGGGCCGCUGCCAUACGACACGCACGCGGCGGUACGAUUUGUGCGUGCGCUCUGUUUCCUUGUCCAGCUUUCGAAAGCUCAGCAUGACAAGGCACGGCUACACUGGUACGAACACCGAGGCCUUAUCGGCGAACUCGUGCGCAGUACUUAUGUUUCGAUAGCUUUAAAAGGCCAUAUUUUCAUAUCGGCUGCUGCGCUCGGCGAUGAAGCCUUCCUUCUUGAAAAUGCUCGACGCUGUGCUACAGCCGUGCAGCGGUUCGCUAAUACCAUCCUUGCGCUUAUGCGAGGCCGCACAACUGGCGAAUCUGCAAAGGAAAUAUGCCGUAUAUGUGGACCAUCCGCUGAGUUCGGGAGGUUCCUCAUAGAUGCACCGACACUGGUGAUGACUAGUGAUGACAUAGACAUGCCAGCCACUGCGCACUUGUUCAGCGAAAGCUUAGCGAAACUGAUUGCAGAACAUGGAGUUACGCUUAGCAAGAGUGCAAUACGCAGAAUAUGCGAUCUCACUCUGUCGCUUCCAUCCUCGAAACACCACGUUUUCUUGCUGAGCUUUGUCGUCGAUCGGGUCGGUCCGUUGGACGAGCUCGCUUCAAAACUAACUCAGAGCGACGUUUUCCUCAAAAGUUUGAUGCACGCACUCGAAUGGGAUCCGGAAAACUGGAGGCGUUUUGCGGAACUAUUGGAGAAGCACGAUGCUAUGAACCACCGCGUAUGCGCUGUCCUUGCAUUCUCUCAUUCCCGAGACUACCUCCGUCAAAUGUGGCAUUCGCUCAUGAUUUCUUCAUCGGGGGCCUUGCUUCGACUCUUCUGUGAGUCCUUCCGCGUAUCAACCUUAGUGAUGGACGACGAUGACUUUUACUCUGCGACCAAUCUGUCCUUUGUUCUGGAGAUAAUCAAUGAGUUGAAAGAACAGCUGUUUUGGAGACUCUACACAACAAGCACAGGUGCCCGCCCGACUGGCCGGAACAAAUGGGACUUGGCCGCGGCUGACGUUCUACAGGCGUCUAGUCGCUUGUUGCUAGCGCUAUGGGCAAGGGAUGCAAGGCGACCCUUUACAGUACAACGUGAGUCGCUCUGGGAAGUUCAGGCUGCACGCAAGGCACCGGAGCUGUUCGUGCGUGAAUCUGUUCGGAAAAAUAGCGGUAUGCCGCUGCUGCGAAUGGCUCCCUUCUCCAUCUCUUUUGAGACGCGCGUGCGCAUCUUCCACGGAUGCAUAGCACAGGAAAAGGCGCGAGCCGGCGGAGGUCAGUCUUUCUUCGGUAUGAAUGGGAUUUGGAUCACUAUACGGCGUAACUUUAUCGUCGAGGAUGCUUUUGCGCAACUGAACUCUCUGGGAUCCAGACUUCGUGAGAAUAUUCGAGUUAAAUUCGUGGACGAGUACGGCCUUGAGGAGGCCGGUGUUGAUGGAGGUGGUGUCUUCAAAGAGUUCAUGCAUCAACUGAUUCGAUUCGCAUUCUCGCCGACCCAUUAUGGUCUAUUUAAGGCAACAGAUGGUGGGGAGCUUUUCCCUAAUCCGGCCUCGAGUGUCAUCGCACCGUCGAAUCAUUUGGAACAGUUUUCUUUUCUUGGGCGUAUUCUGGGCAAGGCGCUCUACGAUGCGAUCUUGGUAGAUCUCCCGAUAGCAUCAUUCUUCUUACGCAAACUGUUGGGUAUAAGUAAUGAUCUUAACGAUUUGCGUUCUCUGGAUCCGGAGCUGCAUCGAAAUCUGAAAUUUCUUCGGCAUGCUGAUCCUAACUCGUUUGGAGACCUUUGUCUGACAUUUACUGUUGUCGACAAUGAAUUCGGGGAAGCAGUUGAGAAGGAGCUGAUUCCUGGAGGGAGUUCCAUUCCAGUGACUUGGGACAAUCGGCUGGAGUACAUGCAUCGCGUAGCUGACUAUAGGCUGAAUCGGCAGAUCAAAGCACAGACGACAGCCUUUAUGAGCGGUUUCUUCGAUGUCAUCGAGAGAGAAUGGAUUCAGAUGUUCAAUGAAUGGGAGCUUCGUGAGUUGAUCUCAGGCGAUUGCUCUGGCAAGAUUGACAUUGACAACUUGCGCAGCAACGUAACAUACUCAGGUGGAUACUCCGAGAACUCGGGAACGGUUGAACUGUUUUGGCAAGUUGUGCAAGAAGAUCUAUCGGACUCAGAGCGAGCAGCCCUUCUCCAAUUCGUGACAAGCUCGCCAAGAGCACCCCUGCUCGGGUUUCAGUAUCUGAACCCCCCGUUUUGCAUUCAAAAAGCUGGUGACGACGCAUCACGGUAUCCCACGGCCUCCACGUGCAUGAAUCUGCUCAAACUCCCCCCAUAUUCGACUCGAGAGGCCAUGCGGGAGAAGCUGAAGUAUGCUAUUACCCAAAAUUUCGGAUUCGACCUCUCGUAG